Molecule: messenger RNA, 606 nt
Organism: Trypanosoma theileri
Lineage: Eukaryota; Euglenozoa; Kinetoplastea; Trypanosomatida; Trypanosomatidae
Exons: 1
Source: RefSeq, a predicted model, not a curated record
AUGUUGAUGCGACCUCUGUUGUAUCUUGUGGCUCUCCUUCUCAGUCUUCACUGCGUGUUUGUGGUGGGGACUGGUGAAACUGCAAAGGCUGCAGAUGCUCUUCCUCCUGGUCAAGAACCACGACAAGCACAAGAUACUGAUGAUAGUGGUCCUUGUCCUCAAGGUACUACUGGCACUACGUGUAAUCAUGCCCGUGUUGAAACUCAAGGUUCUCGUAAUUGUGAGAACCCUUCUGAUGAGAAAGGUUGCCCUCCCAAGGAUCCUACGACCGAAAAGAAUUGCGUUGAAGAAUCUGGUGAUAGUUGUGCAACUAACACACAGGACCAGACUCUAACUAGAGGACAGCCUGCUUCUCCGGCUGCUGGUUCUGGUUCUGGGGGCGGUAAUGCUGGUGGUGGUUCUUCCGGUAACAGAGGUGAAGCUGGUGCUGGUGGUGCUUCUCUUGUUUCUGGUUCUUCUGAACCUGAUCCUACUGUUGCUGCUCCUGCACCUCCUGCUGUUGAUGAGAUUGGUAGGUCGCCUGGACGUGAAAGUGAAAAUGAAAACCGAGAAAGCACCACACCAAGUGGAAUUACGGCAACACAACCAUCAACUCCAAACAGUUCA